AUUUCAUGUUGUCGCGUAAUUGAACACUUUACACAAAAUCAGCAAAGAACACGGAUGUCGUUGUGGCCAUUGAAAUUGCACCCUAGUAUUUGCGUUAUUGUGCAUUUGCAACCUUACAUUGUAGCUGAAUUGGUAGGGGAGCCAGCACCUGAGACUGAAGGCUUUUACUUUCAACAGACCAUGCUACGUAUCAAAGAUCCUAGAAAGUCGCUACCAUUUUACACUAAAGUUCUUGGAAUGAGGCUUUUGAAGCAGAUGGAUUUCUCCAGUGGUCAAUUUUCGCUCUAUUUUAUGGGGUAUAAGAAGGCCGAUGAAAUACCGUCUGGAGAGAAGGAAAGACAUCAUUAUGCAUUGUCUACCAUGUCUACUAUUGAGCUGACUCAUAACUGGGGAACUGAGAACCAGCCCGAUUUCAGCUACCAUAAUGGCAACAAAGAACCCAGGGGAUACGGCCACAUCGGCAUUGUUGUGCCAGACGUAGAAAAAGCGUGCGAGCGUUUCGAAAAGAUGGGGGUUCAAUUCAUCAAGAAACCUCAGGACGGAAGUAUGAAAGGCCUUGCGUUUAUCCAGGAUCCUGACGGAUAUUGGAUCGAGAUUUUUAACCCGAAGAAUGUUGCCUAA
This is a messenger RNA of Strongylus vulgaris, 621 nucleotides long. NCBI's taxonomy places the organism in Eukaryota, Metazoa, Nematoda, Chromadorea, Rhabditida, Strongylidae. The record is from the annotation of a GenBank genome assembly.